Molecule: messenger RNA, 2231 nt
Organism: Chara braunii
Lineage: Eukaryota; Viridiplantae; Streptophyta; Charophyceae; Charales; Characeae
Source: the annotation of a GenBank genome assembly
CCGGCAGGAGACUCCCACACCACAUGUGCCUAUGGCAGAGGUUGCAGGCCGGUGUCUAGAUAGCUACCCAGAGACCGCUUGUGUUAGGAUCUCUCUAGACACCUCCCUCACAGGCGUGGCCAAAGAGUUGAAAGAGAGGAUGCCCGCCUGGGCCAAGAUGAAGAAGGAGAAUAAAGGGCAGCUUAUAUUGCUAGAUACAGAGAUUUUUAGAAGUAGAGUAGGGGCCCUAGUAGACUCAGGGGCCACCCGCAGCUAUAUUAGUAGGAAGGCGCUGCAGAAGUUGAAGCUGGGACUUAAAGUCCAAAAGCUAGCAGACCCUAUAGUUAGUAUCCUCGCAGACAAUCGUACCAUGGUUGUAGAGGAUUACGUUGAGGGAGUCCAGGCGUAUUUUCGCCUAGAGAAGGAUGGGAAAAUGGAAAAGAUCCUCCACUCCCUGACUCUCCUCGUAGAAGACAGUCUCCCAUUCGACAUUGUUCUGGGAAUGGAUUGGGGUGAGGCAGCCGGGGCCGCGCUCCAUUUGAAGGAGCACGAGUGUAGGCUCCCUAGUUCGUCAGGCGAGGCAAAGACUACCCGCCUGUUUCAUGCGUCAGGGGUAGAGAAUUCCUUGGCGCACUGUUGCCUUAGUGCCCCCGCGUUCACCAGAUUGGUGAAAAAGGAGAAACUAGAGGAACAAGUUUUUGUUGCCUAUGUCAGGCCAGUGACUGAGCCUAAGAAAGAGAAGCCCGUAGACCCUGCUAUUGCCAAAUUGCUGGAAGAGUUUAAGGAUUUAACURAGCCGCCGACAGGCACGGUGCCGCGGCCCAUCCAGCACCGUAUUGAGAUAGAGCCUGGCAGUAGAACUCCUAAGGGUGCUGUAUAUAGGACGUCCCCGCGGGAGUUGGAAGAGCUACGGAAGCAAUUGGACGAGUUUCUCGAAAAGGGUUGGAUUAGGCCCAGUUCGUCUCCUUUUGGAGCCCCUGUUCUCUUUGUCCCUAAGAAAGAGGGAGAGCUGAGGAUGUGUAUAGACUAUAGGGGUCUGAAUGCUAUUACAGUAAAGAAUGCUGAGCCACUGCCUAGGAUAGACGAUCUCUUAGAUCGAGUGCAGGGGGCGAAGUAUUUUUCUAAGAUAGAUUUGAAGUYSGGAUAUCAUCAAAUAGAGGUGCAUCCUGAUGAUCAGUAUAAGACAGCCUUCCGGACUAGAUAUGGGCACUACGAGUUCAUAGUGAUGCCCUUUGGACUAACCAAUGCGCCAUCUACGUUCCAGCGCUGUAUGAACGAUUUGUUCAGACCAUGGUUAGAUAGAUUUGUUAUAGUGUACCUAGAUGACAUUCUAGUGUUUAGUAAGACCCUCGACGAGCAUCAGGGUCAUCUCAGGCAGGUCUUGGAAAAGMUGAGGGAAGCUAACUUCAAGAUCAAUGCAAAGAAGUGCGAUUGGGCGAAGACCCAACUUUUGUAUUUAGGCCACGUCUUAGACGGAGACGACAUUAAGCCUGAAAACAGUAAAAUUGCAGCAAUUAGAGAUUGGCCAACGCCGCAUACGUUGACAGAGUUGCGGUCGUUUUUAGGCCUAGCUAACUAUUAUAGGAAGUUCGUGAGGAACUUCUCCACCAUCGCUGCGCCCCUUCGCAGAUUGCUAAGAAAAGAGACAAUAUGGAAGUGGGACAAGGAUUGCACGUCUGCCAUAAAGAAGCUAAAGCAGGCGUUGAUAGAGUACCCGGUCCUUAAGGUCGCCGAUCCGUCCUUGCCUUUUGUCGUUACUACGGAUGCUAGCCAGUACGGCAUAGGCGCAGUGUUGCAGCAAGACGAUGGCAAUGGGUAUAGACCCGUAGAGUUCAUGUCCGCCAGAAUGCCUUCAGAGAAGGUCGCAACAUCUACCUAUGAGAGGGAACUCUACGCUCUCAGGCAAGCGUUAGACCACUGGAAGCACUACUUGCUUGGGAGGCACUUCAAAGUGUAUUCUGACCAUGAAACGUUACGAUGGUUAAAGACGCAAGCCAAGAUGACACCUAAGCUUACUAGGUGGGCCGCCGAGAUAGAUCAGUACGACUUCGAGCUCAAGCCUGUCAAGGGGAAGUACAACGUAGUUGCGGAUGCUCUGAGUAGGAGGGCAGAUUACUUCGGGGCGAUAGUGCAUUACCUCGAUAUAGGGAAAGACCUGCAGCAAGAGGGUGAUCCAGAGUGCGAACAGUGAGUUGUGUGGGCGCCCAGUCGCCAUAGCCAGUUGAAGAGAACUCAUAUCUGGUUACGAUAUC